Opisthorchis viverrini is the source of this 1877-nucleotide messenger RNA. RefSeq lists its product as hypothetical. The transcript has 8 exons. NCBI's taxonomy places the organism in Eukaryota, Metazoa, Platyhelminthes, Trematoda, Opisthorchiida, Opisthorchiidae. The coding region runs from base 299 to 1828 and encodes 509 amino acids. The record is from RefSeq and is a predicted model, not a curated record.
GCCAAUUGCCGGUCCAGGACCAAGUUCCAAAUGGUCACUUGAUGAGGCCUAAACGAAGUCGACGUAAUCUGCAGGCUCGGCUGCAUGCAACUAUACCUCUUCAGCGUGACAUCAUGGACUCAGACUCCCACUCAGGUGGUUCGUUUAUAUUCAUUCGAUCAAAAUCGUUUCCCGUUAAGAUGGUGAUAAAAUUGAUUCAAGCUCGGAAUCUGAAUCAUCUGAGCAGCUGGUUUCCACAGCCUUGUGGGAUUUUGAACAGUGUGAUCCAAGGCGUUGUUCAGGCCGUAAGCUUGUACGGAUGGGAAUUACACAUCUGUUGCGUCUGAACGAAGGAUUCGGUGGAGUCGUUCUAACACCUACAGCCACUUGUGUAUUAUCUCCUUCCACUGACCGUGAUAUAAUGUACGCUUGCGGACUGGCUGUUGUAGAUUGUUCCUGGGCUCAACUGGAAACCACGGCGUUCAAAAAGUUGAAGUAUAGACAUGGACGUUUGCUGCCUUACCUAGUGGCUGCCAACCCAGUCAAAUAUGGACAGCCUUUUCAACUAUCGUGUGCCGAGGCACUUGCUGCCGGCCUAUAUAUACUCAACCGGCCGGCUCAAGCGAUCCAACUACUGGACAAAUUCUCAUGGGGCCACAGCUUCAUUACCCUCAAUCAGCAGUUGUUGGACGCCUAUUCUCAUUGUUCCACAUCAAAAGAACUGCUUGAGGCACAGGCACAGUUUAUGGACAAACCAAAGCCAGAUCGUGGGUUGACCACUCCCCACGAGGAACAAGCCCAGGGCUUAGAACCUUCUACCGUACAGGAUCUGUCAGCUAAAGACGCGAAGCCAGAAGCUCCUCUGUCUCCGGAAUCGACGCCCACUGAACCAGACCAACAUCAACUCGAAUCUUUACUCUCCAAACAAGUGGACUCCCUAAUUGAUCAAUUUAACCGGAAUAAGCUGAUACGUGAGGCUGGAAAAAAUUGGGAUCGCUUCUAUAACAGAAACGGUACUCGUUUUUUCAAGGAUCGUCACUGGACCACGCGCGAAUUCACGGAGUUACUCUUGCUGCGUGCGGAUCUUGAACAGAAUCAUGAACGCUCAGAAUCCGCAACUCCUUUGUCCAUUCUGGAAGUCGGUUGCGGGGUUGGGAAUUUUCUGCUCCCCCUGCUAGAGGAUUUAGUCUCAUCUGCCAACGGUUCUUGUUCAUCAUCCGAUUCCAAUCAGCCCUCCCGUUGUCUGAAUCGUUUGACGACUGGUCAGUAUACCUUGUGUCUCAUUUCAUCCAGUGUGUACGCCUGUGAUAUCUCCCAACGCGCCGUGCAAAUGUUCAAAGACCGCGCUUCUCGUUCUUGCUUGGACUGUACCGCUUUUGUGUGUGACAUCAGUAAGGACGGAGCCUUGAAGGAACAGCUGUAUCAACACCAAACCUCAGCUAAUCAUACGGUCUCAUCACUUGACCUGGUCACUUUGAUCUUCGUCCUUUCUGCUCUAAAUCCAGAUGAUAUGGUCACAUGCUUGAAGAACAUAAGAAGUGUGCUGAAACCCGGAGGGCGCCUGUUAUUCCGCGACUACGGAAUCCAUGACCAUGCCCAGUUAAGGUUCGGUCGCGGCACUCGACUCUCACGUGAACGUCCUUCCUAUGCCAGACAAGAUGGAACUUUGUCUUACUUUUUCGAAAAGUCCGAGUUAGAAGCCCUAUUUGGUGAGGCGGGAUUUCGCACCGUGCGAUGUGAAUAUGUGUACAAACACACGACAAACGUAUCGGAAAACCUCUCUGUUCGUCGUGUCUUCCUACAGGCGGUAGCCGAGCGGCCGGUAGAGGAUCGGACGUUCCCUGCAUGAUGCCUCCCUCUCUCUCUCUUUCAUCUGAAUCGGUACCUUUGGAACAGAA